Messenger RNA from Hippocampus comes (tiger tail seahorse), 3808 nucleotides. RefSeq names its product tyrosine-protein kinase BAZ1B-like. Gene Ontology annotation, molecular function: histone binding; histone H2AXY142 kinase activity. NCBI's taxonomy places the organism in Eukaryota, Metazoa, Chordata, Actinopteri, Syngnathiformes, Syngnathidae. The annotation marks the transcript as partial. The record is from RefSeq and is a predicted model, not a curated record. Gene Ontology annotation, cellular component: WICH complex. Gene Ontology annotation, biological process: chromatin remodeling; DNA damage response. The transcript is spliced from 14 exons.
AAUUGUUACGCCGCUUGCUGCCGGGGAAACGGGAGAUUUUAGUGCGAAAUUGUGCCGGCGUCGAGAAACUCCCGCCAUUUCGACAAGGAAUCAACCUCUUAGAGACAUUAUUUUAAACAACUUACAACAUUUUGGUUUUUUUGUUUUCUCUCAGAACGAUCAGUAGAUAAGUGGAAAAAAGACCCGAGAUCACCUCGGCUUCUAACAGUCGAGUAAACGAGUGAAUUGUUCUGCGCGCCAGAUCUCCCGCUGCUCCGGACUGUGAGCUCUGCCCGCGAAUUGGACUCGGGGCUUGGAUUGCCUCCUGACAGCUCAACCGGGAAGGAAAAAGUUCGCCAAAUACUUCGACACAAGAAUAAAAACCGUCUGUUUAUCCGGGACCUUGCUUGGAAUAGCUAUGGCGUCACUGCUAAAGCAGCGAAGAGGAUUUCGAUGAGGAGGCGAGGACGGCACACUGUUUUGUUUUGCAACGGAAUAGCAAUCCGGGCCGCUAUCUAGCCGGCUAGCUGCUACACGUUGACUUCUUCUAGGCCUACCGGUGAAAACUUGAUACAUGCUAUCAGGCGGGAUACAGACAAAGGUCAUAUUUUACAUCCGAGUGUUAAAGUGAUUAUUUCGUUGCACAGUAGCCAUUUGAUUUACAAUGGCGCCUCUUUUGGGCCGGAAGCCUUACCCAUUAGCUAAGCCGUUAGCCGAGCCGCUAGGCCCAGGAGAGGAGGUCUACAUCGUCGAGCACACCAAGGAGGCCUUCAGGAACAAAGAUGAAUAUGAGGCCCGCUUGAGGAGGUAUGAAGAGCGCAUCUGGACGUGCAAAAGUACUGGUAGCAUUCAGCUGACACACAAAGAAGCAUGGGAGGAGGAACAGGAAGUCACAGAAUUGCUUCAGGAAGAAUAUCCUCACUGGUUUGAGAAGCCCAUCCUGAAGAUGGUUCACCACAACACAGUGUCAUUGGACAAACUAGUUGAAAUGGCCUGGGUAGAAAUUCUCACUAAGUAUGCUGUUGACGAAGAGUGUGACUUCACGGUGAGCCAAGACAAAAGUUUACGAGCGAAGGUGGCAAAGAUUCAUCCCCUUGAACACCCUGAAGGUGAAGCUGGAGAGAAGAAGCUUGAAGGUGCCUGUGAUUCUCCCUCCAGUGACAAAGAGAAUACCAGUCAAGAGAACCAGAGGAAGGAACCAACCCGUAGAGAGGAGGAGAGUAGGAGAGAGACCCUCUGUGAGAGAGCACGGCGUUCACCAAGAAAACUUCCCACUGCCAUGAAGGAAGAAAAGAAGAGGUGGGCAAUUCCCAAAUUCCUUCCUCAUAAAUAUGACGUCAAGCUCGUCAGUGAGGACAAGGUAAUUAGUGAUGUGCCAGCAGAUAGUCUUUUCAGAACAGAGCGCCCGCCAACCAAAGAGAUCAUCCGUUACUUCAUCAGACACUAUGCACAGAGGCUCGGCAUGGGGGAGAGUGCACCCUGGGUGGUUGAAGAUGAAUUAGUGAAAAAAUUUAAUUUGCCCAGUAAAUUCAGUGACUUUCUUCUCGACCCACACAAGUUUUUAGCUGAGAAUCCUUCUGCCAAGCGCAAGAGCUUGACUUCUCCUGAAGGUAAACCUAAAAAGAGGCCAAAGACACCUGGCACACCAGGAGAGCACUUGGGAAAUGAAAAAGGGGAGAAGAAAAGAAAAAACAAGAAAGAUGCUCUCGUCAAGGCCCUUAGUCCCACCAUCUGGGGUCACAUGCAGAAAAUAAAAAUGAAUGGUUCACCAUUAAAAGUAAAGAACUCUGGAUCACCCAAGAAAGGUCUUUCCGGUCCAAAAUCUGUUAAAAAAUCUGGAGACAAGAAGGACGGAAAGAAACCCGGAAAGGGCGGUGAUAAGAAUAUUCUCAAAGCUUCUCGAAAAGAUGCAAAAGCAAGUGCCAAGACACCAAAGAUGAAGCAGAUGCCCCUGCUGCAUCUAGCUAAGAGCCCUGCUACAGGCAGCCCCAAAAAACGCGCCCGCAGUAGUAGUACUGGCACUCCCAAACUAGGGAAGCCAUUACAUCCAAUGGCUCUCCACCUUCUUCGUUACUAUAAGGAGAACAAGGACAAAGAGGACAAAAGGAGUGUUCUGUCGGCCCUCAUCUCAAAGGCUGCAAAGGCCCUGUCACCAGAUGACCGUGGCAGACUACCCGAUGAGCUGAAAGAGCUGGUUGAGAAACGCUGGGAGAGAUUGGAGCAAAAGAAACGCUGGGCAGCCAUGAGCGAAGAGGAAAAGCAAGAAGAAAUGAAGAAAAGACGCAAAGAUCUCAAAGAGAAACUUCGGGAAAAAGCCAAGAAACGUCGCGAGAAGGAGAUGCUACUCCGUCUUGAACAGUCGCGUCGAUACGAGGACCGGGAAAUCAAAGGUGGCAAGACGCUGCCGACAUUUAAGCUUGUUGACAUGCCCGAGGGGCUGCCGAACACCCUUUUUGGGGAUGUUGCCAUGGUUGUGGAAUUCCUUCACUGCUACGCCGGCCUGCUUAUGCCAGAUGACAAGUACCCCAUCACAUCGACAGCUCUGAUGGAAUCGUUGGUCGGACUACGCUCUGGUUUCCACUACCUGAACCGUGUGCUGGUGGUGCUGCUCCAGACGCUGCUGCAAGACGAGCUUGCAGAGGGCUACAGCGAGCUUGAUAUCCCUUUAUCUGAGAUACCCCUGACCUUGCACUCUGUAUCAGAGCUGGCGAGGCUGUGUUUGCGUCCUUUUGACGCACAAAGUGAAGAGAGUGGUCAGGAGUCCGUGGAUCUGGCCUUGAGUGGCUUUGAUGACGUGGUCACUAGCGAGUUUCUCGAGAAGCUCGAAACUGUCGAGGUGUUUGAGCUUGACCCGGAAGAAAAAGUCAGCCUGCUGGUAGCGCUGUGCCACCGCAUUCUCAUGACCUACUCGGUGGAAGACCAUGUUGAUGGCAUGCAGCAACGGACCGCUGAACUGUGGAAGGAGCGCGUGGCAAUGCUGAAAGAGGUCAAUCGUAAGAAGGCUGAGAAGAAGAAGCAAAAAGAGGUUGAAGGCAAAGAUGAGAAGAAAAAAAAGGAUGAUCCAAAGAAGGAGUUCAAGAAAGAAGUCAAAGUCGAGCUGGUGGACAUGAUCAGCUCAGUCAAGAGCAGGCAGCUGAUGAGCUUGCAGGCCAAGAGAGAAAGAGAGGAGAUGGACAAACAGAACAAAGAACGCAUGGAAGAGGCGGCCGAAGAAGAGAGACUACGCAGACAAAGAGCGACCGCAGAAAAGAACUUUCAGGAGGGUAUUAAAAAGGCCAAACUGGUCCUGCGUAGAACUCCGCUGGGUACAGACAGAAAUCAUAACAGAUAUUGGUUUUUCUCCGACGUGGUUCCUGGAUUGUACAUUGAGAAAGGCUGGGUGCAUGACAGCAUAGACUAUAGCUAUAGCUUCACACCUCCUCCUGAUCCUGAUGUGGACGAUGAAGACGAUGAGGCUGAUGAUAGCGGAAGUAUCGAUGGCACGAAAAAUGACGAAGCCCAGCUGGGGGCACCAACAGACGUCUGUAUAGAAACUACAAUUCCUAAGCAGGGACAGAAUCUCUGGUUUAUAUGCGACAGUCCUGCUGAACUGGAAGAGUUGGUGGACAGUCUUCAUCCUCAUGGAGUUCGAGAGAGUGAGCUGAAGGCAAAGAUAGAAAGCAGGUAUCAGGACAUCAUACACUCCAUCAAUCUGACCCGAAAGGACAAAGUGGGCCUUGAUGUCCCUGAUGAGGACACAGAGCUGCUGAAAUUUUUGCGCAGUGAUAUUCAGGAGAUAGCCUCACGCCUCCUGAAGGGUGGCUUGGGCUACUUUGACGAUGAAAAGGAC